UCAUAUGACGUCCUCCCAUUUUCACCACGCAUCCGCGGCUCCGGGAGCAGGAGAGCCAGUAAUCAGAAUUCCUCAGAGGGGACAUCUACACUGAUCAUCAGGGCACUGAUGAUCAGUGGUGCCCUGAUGAUCAGCGUAGCCCCAUCAGUGCCACCUAUCAGGGUCCAUCAAUGACAGCUGUCAGUGCUCAUCAGUGCCACCUGCCAGUGCCCAUUAGUGCCACAUCAAUGCCACAUAUCAGUGCCUACCAGUGCACAUCAAUGCCACAUAUCAGUGCCCAUCUGAGCUGCCUUUUAGUGUCACCUACCAGUGCCAGUCAGUGCCACCUAUCA
Staurois parvus is the source of this 332-nucleotide messenger RNA. Lineage: Eukaryota; Metazoa; Chordata; Amphibia; Anura; Ranidae. The record is from the annotation of a GenBank genome assembly.